CAAUCGCGUGUCAAGGGGCGGGACAGGAAUCAACUCGACAAAAUGGCGACCGUUGUUGUUUUGCCGCAGGGUCAGUGAACAACACCAAUUUGUUUUGCCAAAAUCGUACGGUUGCACGCAGAAUUGUCGCAACCAAAAGCCCCAGGCGCCACAGGGUCGACCGCGUGCGGACCGAAAUGAAAGGUAAAGAGCGGUCGCCGCUGAAAAAACGCUCCCGGGCCUUGGACGACAUUCGCGAUCGGGGAGGAUGCCACCCGAGCAGCAAGAAAAUGGGCGCGCUGUCCCUGUCCAGCGGGAGUAAUAAUAAUGGUAACAGCUCGGCCAAGAGUGACGGCGGCUCGACGAGGAGGAGCCUGCUCGGCGAUAAACGGGACCGGGACUUUGACGGACACGGUCGGCUCGGUAACAAUCACAGCUGUCCACCCAGCGUCAUCGGCUCCGUGAGCAAGAACCACGGCAGCCUGAGCCUCUCGUUGGAUUUGGCCGCGGCGAGGAGUACGUCGCGGGGGGACCAGCGGCUGCCUGCUCUCAGCGCCGAGGGUGAAUACAAAACCCUGAAAAUCAGCGACCUGGGCAGCCAGCUAAGCGACGAGGACGUUGAGGACGGGCUUUUUCACGAAUUCAAAAAAUUCGGUGACGUGAGCGUCAAGCUGAGCCGCAGCAACGACGAGCGGAUCGCUUUCGUCAACUUUCGGAAGCCGGAGGACGCCCGGGCGGCCAAGCACGCCAGGGGCCGGCUGGUGCUUUACGACAGGCCGCUGAAAAUCGAGGCGGUGUACAUUAACCGCAGGAGGAGCCGCUCGCCGAUCGAGAGAGACCUCUAUGGCGCUGUGCCGGGCCACAGACACUUGCAGAGGCCCCUGUCACCCACAGGCCUGGGAUACAGAGACUAUCGUCUGCAGCAGUUGGCCUUGGGUCGGCUGGCCCCGCCACCGCCGCCACCCCUUCCCCGCGAGUUGGAGCGGGACCGGGAGUUCGCCCUGUUCGAGGCCCGGGCCCGGCCGGCUUUCAUCGCCGAGCGGGCCGCCUUCCGCGAGGAGGAUUUUAUAUCGCCAGAGGAUGACCAAAGAGCCAAUCGUACCUUGUUUCUGGGCAACUUGGACACCGAGAUUACCGAAGCUGACUUGAGAAGAGCUUUUGACAGAUUUGGCGUCAUUACCGAGGUGGACAUCAAGAGGCCCAUGCGGGACCAGACCAGCACGUAUGGCUUUUUGAAAUUUGAGAACCUGGACAUGGCUCAUCGUGCUAAGCUCAGCAUGUCUGGCAAAAUAGUGGGUUGCAACCCCAUAAAGAUAGGCUAUGGAAAAGCCACACCCACCACACGUCUGUGGGUGGGGGGUCUUGGACACUGGGUGCCCUUGGCUGCCCUCGCCAGAGAAUUUGAUCGCUUUGGCACCAUCAGGACUAUAGACUACAGAAAGGGGGACACCUGGGCCUAUAUUCAGUACGAAAGUCUGGACGCAGCGCAGGCGGCCUGCACGCACAUGCGGGGCUUCCCUCUUGGGGGGCCCGAGAGGAGACUCCGAGUGGACUUUGCUGACACGGAGCAUCGUUACCAGCAGCAGUUCUUGCAACCUCUCCCGAUCGCCCCCUUUGACAUGGUGGCCGAGUCGUUUGUCCACCGUGGUGCGCCAGAGCCUCUGAGGGUUCGAGAAAGGACUCCUCCGCCACUUCAUUUCAGAGACAGGGAGCUCUUCUCUGGCGCCGAGUGGCCUAAUCCUUCGGCUCUCCGCGAGCGGGUGCGGGCCGCCCCGUUUGAGCCCCUUGAGCACUUGCAACGUGAGCGGAGGGCCCGUGAGCCUUGGUCUUUGGAGCGGGAGCUGCAGGGGCGAGAGUUGCACGGGCGAGAACUACACGGGCGAGAGCCUGCACGCAAGCGGCGCCUAAUGGAGGACGGGCGCCACCUCGACCGCUCGCCCGACAGCUCUGACAGGACACUAAGGCGCCGACGCCCCUCUCCGGACGGCAGCCCAGGAGGCAGCAGCAGAGACGGGGGACGAUUCAGUGAUUCAGAGCGCCCCUCGCGAGCCGACAGACUUUCUCCCGCAAGAGAGCGCCAUGGCAGCCUGGAGCGAGGCGGAACAGAGCGGAGACUCAAAGGCCUGUCUGACAAGGGUCUGUCAAGCUGUGCCAUUUCACUGGUUGGCGAGCGUAAACGUAAAUCUGGCGACGGCAGUAAAGGGCUGGCAAAAAGAGAACGCUCCGAGGGUUCCUCCAGAAGCGCCUCCAAAUUGGACGGCACCAAGCUGACUCUGGCCUGGCAGGGAAUGCUUCUGCUGAAAAACAGCAAUUUCCCGGCCAACAUGCACCUGCUGCAGGGAGACCACAGCGUCGCCAGCGAGCUGCUCGCCGACGGGACCACUGGCAAGCAGGUCUGCGAGCUCAAGAUCACCCAACGCCUCCGCCUGGACCAGCCCAAGCUCGACGAGGUUUCCCGGCGCAUCAAGGCGGCCGGCCCCGGGGGCUACGCCGUACUCCUGGCCGUUCCAGGGGCUGCAGCGGAUACAUCAUCCGACCCGGCUGUCUCCACCCAGCGGCCGCUCCGCAACCUGGUGUCCUAUCUCAACCAAAAGCAGGCGGCGGGCGUCAUUGGCCUGCCUGUGGGUGGGAGCCGUGAUAAGGACACCACGGGGGUCCUCCAUGCUUUCCCUCCCUGUGAUUUCUCCCAGCAGUUUCUGGAUUCCUCUGCCAAAGCUCUGGCCAAAAGUGAGGAGGACUAUCUGGUCAUGAUUGUGGUGCGAGGUGCAUCUUAAAACAAACAGCUGAUGAGUCAAAGUGUUUAAAAAAAAAAAAAAAAAAAGGAGGGGGGGGGGGGGGGACAACGACAAGUUCUGUAUACCUUUGCAUGCCGUGUUUUGCAUUUUGGGCUACACUAGUUCGGUUCUUGGGUGUUGGAUGUUGCCAUGUUCUCCACUAAAACCACAGGCGGGUUUUUUCCCCGUUGCAAACAAAAAAGGCGUUUGUUUUUUGGAAAUUUGCAGAGGUUACAUAUUCCUAGACAACCAUUUGGAUUACUUUAAAAACAAUCAUUACUCUUUGUUUCCGAGGGGGGGGAAGCAAAAAUGGAGCCAUAUAGGAAGUGGACACAAUAACAUCUCUAUAGCAAGUGUCAUAUGUAGUAGAAAACGAGGUAAACCAUUCCAAAUGAGCCAAGUGUUAAGUGGACACAUGUUUAAGUGUUCCUGACCUGCACAUGUUAUUGUGUCUGCUGCUCCACAUGCAAAGGAGACAGUUAAGUACACUGAUGAAGAAUGGCAGAAUGUAAAAGUAUGCACAUACUUUACUAAGACAGAAAUUUGCUCAAAUAAUAGAAGUCAUUCAUGUCAUGUUGCUUUCCCUCCAGUGCCACCCCCCUCUUUUUAUAUAUAUAUAUAUAUAUAUAUAUAUAAAUCCAAGCAUUAUCAAAUUGUGUAAUGACACACAGGAUGGCUGGUGGUAACACUGGGGCGAGUUGUGACAUGUUUGACCUUCCGGUGCUUUUGGGUCAACUUUUUUCAUAUUCAGUUAUUGACAAACAUUCUUUUGUGUACACUCUCAAUGUUAGACCACAGCCAGGCCAGGAGGCCACAAGCCGUUAGAGCACUUGUUUAUGGAGGUCUGCUUUUACCAAGAUGAUGACACGAGUUCUUGGUUUUAUAACCGACAAGGAGUGGAUUUACUCUAUACUUGUCAGAUUUUCUUUUUGUUUGUAUAUGUUUAAGUAAAAAUAUGUUUGGGUCUGUUUUAGUAUUUCUAGAUACUAAUAUCUUAAGUUGCAAAUUCCAAAUACAAGUAUUGCAAUUCAGAGCAUCUAUUUGAAGAAAAUGGAAAUAUAGUUAAAAAAAGGGAGCUUUAUUUUGUAUCUGUUUUCCAAAAUUUCCAAAUUGUUAUUUCAAUACUGAGCCCUCCAAAUAUGUAUAUUCAGUGAAAGGUUAACAUCAGUCUUUCUUCCUUAAUCCACCUGGUACAUGAGAGGUUCAGGAACGGCAAUUCUAUUCCUGGCUCAACUUGACCUGGGUGACUUCUAAAGCAAGCACUUAUUAUUUUUGAUUGUCUUGGUAAAGGCAGACAAGCUAUUGUGAGAGCUGUCAUUGGUGUUCUUUGUGCUUUCACAAUAACCAAUUGUAACUUGUGUUUACUCCAUGCUUUAGUUUGUCAUUUAUGUUUUGUUUAUUAGAACUGGCUGCGAAAAUUCAAGGGGCAGAAUAGGAAAAAAAAAAAGUGUUUUGUGUUAACAUUUUGACUGAAACAACAAAAGGGUCCUUAUAACAAUUAGCAAGUUCAGUAAGUAGGGCCAUGGCAUUUUAAUCAUUUCAGUAUUGACAGAAAUCCAUAAUUUGACACUGAUGCCUACAUACUGAACCAGUUUGUACAGUGAAUUACAAAAGUCUACACACCCAUGUUCAAAUGCCAGGUUUUCUCUUGUAGCAAACAGGAGAAAAAUGAAUCUCUUAAAAAAAAAUUGCAUACAUAUACACACCUCGUACACACACACACGUGGCAUUUCAACAGGGGCGUGUAGACUUUUUCUUCUUUACCCACUGUAUGUGUGGAAUCAUCACUGUUCUGAAAUGUAAUGACGCAGGAGGACAGCACGACGACGACCACAACGCCGCAUUCAGAGUGGUCUCACCCUCCCACAGCUCUGCGCUGUGUGAUGACUUCAGUGUAACGUUUGUACGUGCCCAUGUCACGGGGGGGGAAGAAGGAGAGCGAGCUGUUGACGUGGCCGCCCCCCAAAAAAAGUGCAUCAAUAAAUUGUUCAUUUGAAGGAGAAAGCUUCCAAGUUUCUUGGAUGGAAGUGCAUUGAAGAAAACCAGGAAAUGGUUGUGUUUCCCAGGAAGUGAAAUAUUCAGAGAGCGAGAGAAAAAAGGGAGGCCACUCGCUGUUUUGCAUAGAGUUUGCACAAAGUAAAUUACUUCCAGCAAACACAGAGGAGCCGCAAAGCCGCCGGACAGGAGUCCACUCCAAGCACUCCUCUCAGGUGACGCCUGUCAGGUUGCCAUAGCGACCCUCGAGGCCUGACCGCUCAGGGGUGCUAUGUCUGCUUUUGCUUGGGGAGGAGGAUGUUCCACCGUGGAAAUAUUGUUUGCAACAAGCUGCAUCCUCUUGCUUGUCUUCAUCAUCUGAUCCACCCGCCGCAAUUCCGAUGGGAAGGAAUCCACACUGAGGAGCCCUUCAAAUGCACCCCCUGACUUCAUCCGAUCUAUCUUAGCCGUAUUAGCAUGUAGAGAAGAAGGAGUCAAGAUGGGGCCCAUCUGGAGGCGCUUAAUGUCACCCGUCCCUCCCUUGGCUGGCGGGGUGAGUACGAAGGAGGAUGACGACGCUGCCCUGCUAGCUCUGUAUCACUAGCUAAGGCAGUAGUGGUAAGUAAUGAAGUAGAGUGGUUGUCAUGGUAACAUCCCAUCACACACGUACCCAAUCUCAGGAGUUUCAAUAAUCACAUCUAGAAAUACAAAGAAACACUCACCUGGCUUCAAAUGCUUAUUUUCACUCAUAUUCUGAAACUACUGUUUUACAAUCUAUUGCAGCGAGGAACAAAUAAACACUCAACAAUCAGCUGUACUUGCACACACACGACAGACAGAUAAAACUAAACCCAAUGAGUACAAAUAGACCAAAAAGUAUCCCAAAAGGCUUUUGGCAGAUAAAUAUGUACAAUACAUUUCUUAUUGACUGACACUUCCUAGACCAUCUGUAUAGGCUACUUAAUAUAAUAUUGUUUAGCCACAAAUGUGCCAUAUAUGGAGUUAAUUGGGCUCUGAACAAAGACAUCUGUACAUGCAUGAAAGUUGCUUGAGCACACAACAAUAACACAAUUCAGCAGUCAUUUGACCUAAGAUAGUUGAUCUUACUUCACAAUACCGACAAAAUGUUGCAAAAAGCACACCCACCCAUACUGAAAUGCCAAGUGUGAAAUGUGGGUCUGUUUUAGUCAGAAAUAACAACAGAGACUAUAACAAAGCAGCCAUACAAUGACAGCAAAACAAGAACAAAAAGUAACAAAAUAGACAAAAGAAGAUAUCAGUAAUGUUCCGUCAUAAUGUUUAAAAGAGUACCGCUGGGUCCCUAGAACAAACUGACAGAUGAUGCAACUAUAAGGUUGUGGAGUGUCGUCACCCAAAAAGUUAAAUCAACAUUUUGUUUCAACCUGUAUACUACUAACAACAACCUAACUCCCAAAUUGCAAUUACAUAUAUUGUCAUUUAGAGUAGCUUAUCAAGUGGUAGAUUAUUUUUUUUUUUUGACAUGUUCCACUGCUCAACACUAAGACCGCUACACUCUUGAUUCAUUUCUUGCACAUACUACUUUAAAGCACUCUGACCCGCGGGCUCAGUGCAAAUAGAAGCUAAAAGCGUGACAUCAUCGCAAUCCCCACGAGCCACAGGGGAGACGACAACCAAGGCAAUUGGAGUCGAAGCGAGCCUGACAACUUCCAUGCAACUGUUGCUAAUUCAAGAAGUGCAGGGGCAGCGCAGGCUGCCCAUAUUUAGUCUCAGGUCAACAGCAUUGGUUGGCAGCCACAUUUCAAAUCCAAAUGACACAUUGUGCCCUUUACAGUAUUGCCUUUGGUGUGUCUGGCACACUUUGCCCACAUUCUCUGCCACGCGUUCACUGAUGAGUGAUCCUACGCCACUUCAAUGCAACCAUCUUGAUGUUGGUCAAGUCAUCUAAACUUGAUUAUCCCUAUUAACUUCAGAGAAAAAGAUGACACUUAUCCUGGGUAGGGAUUUUGCUCUUGGGCCUCUUUUUAUCUCCUCUCCAAAUGAGCUGGCCCUUGAGCACAACAUUUUGAUCAACUACAGGCAACACCAUUAACUUGAAUACAAAUCGCUUUUGAAAAGAUGCUCAUGUGUCUUGUUAGAGCAAUUCUAGAGUCUCAUGAUAUUAUAACGCAAAUAUUCUCAAUUUUAAUUCUUCAGCACUUCAAGCAGCAACCACAGCUGUGAGAAAAUGUUGUAUAUAAAAGAUCAAAUAAAAUGAUUAAUGAAUAAUACAAAAGAAAAAUUACAUUCUUGUUUCUAAGCAGAUAAACAAUGCCCACUUUCAGAAUAAAAAAUAUCUACUUUUCCUCUCAUUAAAUAACAGACCAGUACUGAGAAAAAAAUAAUUCCCUGUGCAAGCUAUCAAAUCAAUACGCUUAGCUAACACUGUGAUGUAAUAAAAAUACAAUAAUAGCUCAAUGAUGACAUCUGAAAAAAUAGGCUCCAUCUUCAAGAUGGAGAAUUUGCUGAGGGCUUUUAAAACUACUCCAAGACGACACGUCCACCACACAAAUCAUUCUUGUAGCCAAAGCAAAUACAGAUUUCUGUUUUCAAAUGUAUCAAGUAAAGGUCGUCAGAAAAUGAAUUGCUGAUGUAUAGAUGCCUGAAAAAUCUGUAAUGAAGUAUUCAUAUUAUCACAUAAGCAGUAAGUAUUACGUAGUAUGAUUAUCAUCUCCUUGGGCAAAAGCAUCUGUCAUAGCCUAUACAAUCAGUUGACAAGGGUUCAUACAUUUAGAAACGUCCAUCAAUCAAAAAUGAGCCGGGUGAACUUACAGCCUACAACAAAUGUACAGGAAAAAAAAAAACAUGUUUGUGCUUCCUUUGCCAGGCUCUCAUCGAAGAAGGCUGCUUUGUCCACAGGCCACUGAACACACCACCAUUGCUGGUCUGCUGUAAGUAAAGUAUUUUCACUCGUGUUAAAGGUACGCAAGGUAAGUUUAUUUUUUCAUUGUGUCUACAAAAAUUUACUCACUACUUCCAGGUGGCAAACGGACAUUUUAGCUGUUUUUGUCAUUAUUUACAGUUUAGGUUAGCGCUGGUGAAGUUCGUUUUGCCCAUCUGGAAGCACCAUUUUGCCCUUUGUGUUAAAACAUGAAAUGGUCUAUAGCCCUGCUUGUACUCUACAAAUCUCUCUGUCUGCAACAAUUUCAAUAAAAACAGUUCAAUUCAA
Molecule: messenger RNA, 7914 nt
Organism: Syngnathus typhle (broad-nosed pipefish)
Lineage: Eukaryota; Metazoa; Chordata; Actinopteri; Syngnathiformes; Syngnathidae
Gene: rbm15
Product: RNA binding motif protein 15
Exons: 1
Coding region: 177-2753 (858 amino acids)
Biological process (GO): regulation of alternative mRNA splicing, via spliceosome
Cellular component (GO): nucleus
Molecular function (GO): mRNA binding
Source: RefSeq, a predicted model, not a curated record